AUGAAUAAGUAUGAAAUCAUGGGAGUCGUUGGUGAAGGUGCAUAUGGCAUAGUGUUAAAAUGCAAAAAUAAGGAGACUAAUGAAUGUGUGGCUAUAAAAAAGUUCAAAGAAACAGAGGAUGAUGAAGCAGUGAAGAAAAGUAUUCAAAGAGAGGUGAAAAUGUUGCGCAUGUUGAAGCAUCCAAAUAUUAUUUAACUGAAGGAAGCGUUCAAAAAGAAAGGCAAAAUAUUUCUAGUUUUUCAAUUCGUUGACAGAAACCUAUUAGAAUUAUUAGAGGAGAGAAAAACACUAGAUUAAGAAUGCAUCAAACGAGUGAUAUUUUAAUUGGUUCUUGCUGUGCAUGCUUGUCAUUCCGUAGGAAUAGCACAUCGAGAUAUAAAACCUGAAAAUUUACUGAUAGAUAAUGAUCUAAAUUUAAAGUUAUGUGAUUUUGGUUUUGCAAGGACUAUACAAAGUUAAGAAUAGUUGACUGAUUAUGUGGCUACAAGAUGGUACAGAUCGCCAGAGUUACUGAUAUCCAAUAAUUAUGGUAAACAAGUAGAUAUUUGGGCAAUUGGUUGUAUAAUGGGAGAAUUGAUAGAUGGUCAGCCAUUAUUUCCAGGUGAAAAUGAGAUGGACUAAUUAUACCUAAUAUAGAAGAUAAUAGGUCCAUUGACUUAGGAUUAGAUGGAGAAAUUUUAGAAGAAUUAGAGAUAUAUAGGAAUGAAGUUUCCUGAGAUAGUAAAAUCAGAAACUAUUGAGAAAAGAUAUUCUGGUAAAAUGUGUAACAAAGGGUUGAAUUUCUUAAAGCAAUGUUUAUUAAUGGAUCCAAAUAAGAGAUUGACGUCUCAGGAUUGUUUAGAGCAUCCCUAUCUCUCAGAUCUGUGGAGCAAAGAAAGUGAAAUUAGACCUAAAAGUAAUUUUUAGAGGAGAAUUAGUUGCGAAAGGGAUGAUUCGAAACAUAGCAUUCUUAAUCAAUAUGAUUUUGGGGAAUAGAAACCAAAAAAGAUUCAAGAAAAAGCGAUUCCUUAGACAAUCCAGAAUUAAUCAUUUGUUUAAAGAUAAGUUUAUAACUACAAAAUUGGGGAUGAAACAACUGAAGUGACCAAAGAAGAUGAUACCAAAUCAUAAAUGCACAAAACAUUUAAUUAAUCUUUCAAAAUCAAGUUUAAUGACACUCUUCCUUAAAGUAGAUUAGGAUCUGAGUAAGACAAGAGAAUUAAUAGGAUAAUCGGUUUACCAGGUUUAAAAGAAGAUCCCAAACAAUAGUAAUAACAAUAACAAGCUAUUCAUAAUAAAUCUCCAAACAAGAGAACAUCCAUCUAAUAACCAUCAUUUUAUGUUUAAGGAUAAUAUAAUUUGUAACCCUAAAAACUUAAUCUAGUGUAUAAUGCUAAUACUUAUAAUUAUUCAAUUAAGAAAUCGUAUAUCUCAAAAAAGUGA
Messenger RNA from Paramecium tetraurelia, 1422 nucleotides. RefSeq lists its product as uncharacterized. The transcript is spliced from 5 exons. NCBI's taxonomy places the organism in Eukaryota, Ciliophora, Oligohymenophorea, Peniculida, Parameciidae. Gene Ontology annotation, biological process: protein phosphorylation; intracellular signal transduction. The record is from RefSeq and is a predicted model, not a curated record. Gene Ontology annotation, molecular function: MAP kinase activity; ATP binding. Gene Ontology annotation, cellular component: nucleus; cytoplasm.